Messenger RNA from Phragmites australis (common reed), 3072 nucleotides. RefSeq lists its product as uncharacterized. The transcript has 5 exons. The record is from RefSeq and is a predicted model, not a curated record. The coding region runs from base 221 to 2602 and encodes 793 amino acids. NCBI's taxonomy places the organism in Eukaryota, Viridiplantae, Streptophyta, Magnoliopsida, Poales, Poaceae. Gene Ontology annotation, biological process: regulation of defense response to fungus.
CCACGCACACUGCCGCUCCCGCCGCUCCUACUCUGCUCUGUCUCUCUCUCAUGGCGGACUCCUCGAGCCGCCCCGCGAAACCCUAAUGGAUACCCGGCGCCGCCACCACGCCCCCACGCCGCAGCGAGCUCCGUCGGAAGCUCGUGCAGGAUAACGCCAGCUCUUGCCGAUCCUGGGUGAAAAGUGGGAAGGUCCUCGCCUCGGCGGGGGGUCGCCCGCCAUGGGGAGCGAUCUGAAGGAGAUGAAGUACAGGCGAAUGAUUGUGGCGGAGGAGCGCACGCAAUGCAGCGAGCCGAGGGGCGCCGACUGGGCCGCGCUGCAGCAGGACCCCGUGGAGCUGCUGCGAAAGCUGGACGAGCUGAGGGACCAGAUCACGCGGUCCUGCCAUGUCGUCGGGCAGCCGCGGGAGCACCGCAAGGUGAGCCGCCGCGCGGUCUCCAUGCUCCCCGAGUCCCCUGAGCCUCCACCUCUGCCGGGGUACCACCGCUCCCGCUAUGGUGGACGGUAUGGGCAUGGCUUGCCGCCGCCGAGCCCGUACUCUCCUCUGCGUCCUGAGCAUGGGGAGGGGUAUGUGAGACAGUCGAGUGGGCAGUACCGCCAGUUCCCUGGGAGUCAGUGGCAGAACGGUGGGAUUGGGCCUGGGAGUUACCAUCAUUAUGCAUGCGCCUGUCCGCACUGCCUGCAUGGGCAGAGGGCUGCACCGCAAGAGGAGAACAUUCCAAUGGCGAGGUACUUUGCUGGGCAACAUGAAUCCUACCGGUUUGAGAGGUCUCCAUCUGUUUCAUCAGAUUAUGAUCGGAGGUCUGUGGCAUCGUCACUGUACUCGCAUCGGUCAGUAUCAAAGAGGAGGGUGGAGUACUUCAGGAAGAAGGCAGAACAUAUCUGCCGUCCAGUGGAUGGUGCUGCACCCUUUGUUGUGUGCAGUUCUUGUUAUCAUUUACUGCAGAUGCCUAUGGAAAAAUGCAUAGGGAGGAGGCAAAAUCAGCUGCAGUGCGGGUCUUGUUGUCAGAUGGUUAGUUUGAAGCAUGAGGAAGAAAAGGCCAUUCCCUUUACACCAUCAGCAUCCUUAUAUGUGCCUGAAAUGGAGCAAAGCACAAGUGAUCAGAUGAAACGAGAUUCUGCCCAUCAGCACCACGAAAAUUUCAAUUCUGUGUUCUAUAACUCAAACGAGCAUAGCAGCAUGCAAAUCAAUAUAGAUUUUGCCGACGAUAAUUCACCUUCUUCUACCACUAGUCGUGACAGGACUGACAAAGAAUGUGGGUCAAGCAGGGGAAUUCAGUCAAAAGCAGAUGAUCUAUCUUUCUCUCCAAGCAGGUCUGUAGAUGUUGCGAGCCCAAAGGAUAUAUUGUGCGAAAGAGAUGCAGACUGUAAGGUGGAGCCUUCAGUAGAUGGUCCAGUUAGCCCACACUCUCCAGUUUUAGAAGACAAGCUUGUCGAUCCAUUGUGCACCCAAGAAAAAGAUAACAAUGGGGAGGACAAACGCAAGACUUAUAGACCCGACCUAACUUCCAAAGGUGAAUCCGAUGUUAAUGAUGAUGAUGAGAGUGUUACUACAGGAUGCAAAAAAAAGGGCAGUGAAGAUGAUAAAGACGCCACUGAAGAUGAAAGCUCAUGCAAAAAUUAUGACCAGAAGAGCAAGGAAGAUAACUGUUGCGACCUUGAAGAUGGUAGCAAAAUGCACAAGCAAGAUAGUGGGAAAGAUGACACUGGAAGCCUCGAAGAUGGGAGUGAAAAGUAUGAGCGGACAAACAAGAAAGAUGAUAGCGGGAGCCCUGAAGGUGAAAACAUGAGCAAGAAAUAUGAGAAAAAGAACAAAGGAGAUGAAAAACGUGUCCUUGGAGAUGAAAGCAUUAGCAACUACAAUGAAAGCAACAAAGAAGAUGUCAAUAGUGCCCUCGAAUCUGCAAGCAGAAGUGAGACAUGUGAAGAAUUAAAAACGGAUGAUGAUGGAAAAUUGCAGCAGCCAUUUAUUGAAGAUGCCAAUUCCCUAGAAGAGAGUGCACCAACAGUUAAUGGGCGCACAAACUCUGGGUUUUCUCGUGGUUCCUCUGAGGCUGGGUUAGAUGAAGAUCAGUCCUCAACUGGUAAGAGUGGGGAUUCUUCAUUUUUUGCUGGUUUCUUGAAGAAGGGCUUCAAGGACCUUUCUUUGUUUAAUCAGUCCAUGGACAAUGUUAAGGUUUCAAUUAAUGGUCAUCCGAUCUCUGAAAGAGCACUUAGGAAGGCAGAGAAGAAAGCGGGUCCUGUUGAGCCUGGUUCAUAUUGGUAUGAUCACCGUGCUGGUUUUUGGGGUGUCAUGGGGCGAGAAUGUAUUGGCAUUAUCCCUCCAUUUAUUAGAGAAUUCAAUUAUCCGAUGGCCAGAAAUUGUGCCGGUGGGAACACUGGUAUUUUUGUCAAUGGCAGAGAACUUCAUCAGAGAGAUUUAGAUUUGCUUGUAGGAAGAGGGCUUCCACGUAUAUCUGGAAAAUCAUAUUCUGUUGAGAUAUCUGGAAAUAUUACUGAUGAAGCAACUGGCAAGAAGCUACGUAGUCUUGGAAAACUUGCUCCCACGAUUGAGAAGUUGAAGCGUGGUUUUGGCAUGCAUGUCCCUGAAGAGUUUAGGUAGCUGCCUUCACUACAGGGUCUUUGCUUUGCCAAUAAUUCUCCCCUCAAAGCUGUCCAUUGGGAGGCCAAAUCAGUAAUUUCUACGGAUUGUGAUAUGAUUUCUGCGAACUGUUGGACUGGAGCCUUUUAAGUAGUAAGUACUUCAAGCCUUGGUGCACAGCAAACGGUGGUACUCAAAAAGCCGAGAUGACACGAUUUUAUACUUUUAACUGUCAAUAAACUUCCUCCUGCUAAUUUCAUUCCUUUACUGGAAGUAAUGUUUGCAAAUGACUUAGUCUAGCAAGCGUCUCUAAUCUUACUGCUCUGCCUGUACAUGGUAUCCCAUAUCUGUGUUAUCACCUCGUCGAAACAUUGCCCCACCACAGGCCCAGAAGUAUUAGAUGUACGAGCAAUUAUCGGCUUGUAAUAUAUUGGUAGAGUUGUACCUUCCCAAGCAUAUAUAUAUGUAAAUAUUUACUCUUGAUUCUUGAA